AAGAGGAGUGGCUGGGGCUGCGGGAAUCCAUGCGGGGGCCAUGGACCGAGCGGCGCUCCUGGGACUGUCCCGCCUGUGCGCGCUGUGGGCAGCCCUGCUCGCGCUGUUCCCCUGCGGGGCCCAAGGAAACUGGAUGUGGUUGGGCAUCGCCUCCUUCGGGGUCCCGGAGAAGCUGGGCUGCGCCAACUUGCCGCUGAACAGCCGGCAGAAGGAGCUGUGCAAGAGGAAGCCCUACCUGCUGCCCAGCAUCCGCGAGGGCGCGCGCCUGGGCGUCCAGGAGUGCCGCAGCCAGUUCCGCCACGAGCGCUGGGACUGCCGCGUGGCCGCCGCCCCCUCGGCCGCCAGCCCCCUCUUCGGCUACGAGCUGAGCAGCGGCACCAAGGAAACAGCGUUUAUCUACGCGGUGAUGGCUGCAGGCCUGGUGCACGCGGUGACAAGGUCUUGCAGCGCAGGCAACAUGACGGAGUGUUCCUGUGACACCACCUUGCAGAACGGCGGCUCAGCCAGCGAAGGCUGGCACUGGGGGGGCUGCUCGGAUGACGUCCAGUACGGCAUGUGGUUCAGCAGAAAGUUCCUGGACUUCCCCAUCAGAAACACCACGGGCAGAGAAAGCAAAGUGCUGUUAGCGAUGAACCUUCAUAACAAUGAAGCUGGAAGGCAGGUUACUGAGUGGGCAGAUCAGCUUUUCACUUUACCCAGCACGUUGACAGACGUCAGCCCUGCAGCUAGCCCUGACAAUUUAUUGAUCUGCUCUGCCAUCCUCUGGAGACGGAAGGAAGCUGUGCUGACGAGCCUGGCUGUGGCCAAGCUGAUGUCCGUGGACUGCCGCUGUCACGGCGUGUCCGGCUCCUGUGCGGUGAAAACAUGCUGGAAAACCAUGUCUUCUUUUGAGAAGAUUGGCCAUUUCCUGAAGGAUAAAUAUGAGCACAGUGUUCAAGUCUCAGACAAAAUAAAAAGGAAAAUGCGCAGGAGAGAAAAGGACCAGCGGAAAGUGCCGAUCCGCAAGGAGGAUCUGCUCUACAUCCAUAAGUCUCCCAACUACUGUGUAGAGGAUAAGAAAAUUGGGAUCCCGGGGACACAGGGCAGAGAAUGCAACCGCACGUCGGAGGGCGCGGGUGGCUGCAACCUCCUCUGCUGUGGCCGAGGCUACAACACCCACGUGGUCAGACACGUGGAGAGGUGCGAGUGCAAGUUCAUCUGGUGCUGCUACGUUCGCUGCAGGAGGUGUGAAAGCAUGACUGACGUCCACACCUGCAAGUAACCACUCUGUCCAGCCGUGGGCACCACGCCUCACUGACCACAGUGGAGUGCCACUUUGCAGGGCUAGUGAAGUCCACUCUGGCCUCGAAACCCAAGAUCCUUGGACCCUCCCAGAGUUCCCUUUACCUGGCUGACGUCCAGUCACACACCGAGCAUGUGGACUUGGGGGAAUUCUACAAGUUUUGGGUUCCUAAUUUGGUGAUUUGGGGGGGGGGGGAAUAUAUAUAUAUAUAUAUAUAUAUAUAUAUAUAUAUAUAUAUAUGCAAGGAAGAUCAUCUGUCUCCUAAGCAAGAAAGAGCAGGAAAGAACCUUCCUGUAGAAGAUCUGGUCCAUCUUCAGGAUAAGAUCCUUGACUAUGGAACUCAGUUAUGGAACUCAAUAGGGGUGGGUGACUGUUAGUCAUGUUUAAAAGACACCUCUUAUAGCAGCCAGAAGCGAACAGGUGAAUCUCAUUUAUUCUCUCAGCGUCUUAUUUUUUUUUUCUUAAUAUAUUUUAUUGAUUUUAGAGAGGAAGGGAGAAGGAGAGACAGAAACAUCAAUGAUGAGAGAAUCAUUGAUUGGCUGCCUCCUGCACGCCCCCUACUGGGGAUUGAGCCCGCAACCCGUGCAUGUGCCCUGACCAGAAUUCGAACCUGGGACCCUUCAGUCUGCAGGCUGAUGCUCUAUCCACUGAGCCAAACCAGCUAGGGCUCUCUCAGCGUUUUAGAUGAAGAAAUCAUGUUAUAUGUCUGUGCAUAGAAACGGAUGUUGAAAAGGUAACAGAAGUGGUGGGUGCUUUCUUUCAUUUCAAAAGAAAGGCUAUGAAAAAGAAUUUUCAUAAGUGAUACAAUAUUCCUAAAAAGUGUUUGGUAGGUUUCAUGACAAAAGGAAAGAAUCAAAAUUUAACAAAGUGAAUUUUGUAUAAUUUGGAUUUUAAAUGGAUUUUAAUCAGGAGAAUUUCUCAGUAACUCUCAGUAGGGCAUGGAGUAAACUUUGAUCUUCAGCUUCAGACUUUAAUCAUAGACCAGCCGCUAUUAUUAAGAACCCAGCUCUGAAUUACUGUCUGAGGAAGGGAGCCUGAACGCAUGUGGGAAAUUAGGGGUAAAACACCCUUGAAACGUAUAAAAACAGUAUUUUGUAUAGAAUUUUGCUUUAAAAAGUUUUAUAUUUUGUAAAUACAGUUUUUAAAUUAUAUGAUAUAUAUAUUAAAACUUAAGACAUUUAUUGCCAAAGCCCAAGAGCUAAGGCAAUAAAAUUAUCUCAGAAAUAAUAUUAGCUUCUGUUUUUCUUCAUACUAUCAAUUCUGCCUUUUUUUAUAUAUAUUGAAAAAGAAGCUAAUUGAGCAGUUAGUUAUAUGGAUGUGUAUUUCUUGCCAAAAUAUCAGUUUUAUAAGUGUUAUAGUUUAAAAUAUGCUGCAAAACAUUGGGGAUUGUGUUAUUUCAGCAGUCAGAUUAGUUGAAUUCUGUUUUUAAUUAAUGUUUAACUUGUAAAGUUAUUAUAAUAAAUUAUACAAAAAGUGUAGAAAGUCUUCACUGAAAAAAAAGAAUCUAAAUCAGAAUAAUGAUCAACUUGUGGAUUUGAUUUCCUGGGUAUUUAUUAUAUUGUAUGUAAUGCUGCUUUUCCAUGUGAAUGUUCAAUGGUCGUUCUUGUUUUAGUAUUCACGCAUGUAUAUUCACCAUAUUUUACAAGGUUCCUGGUAAAAGUUGCAGGCUGUAUUUAAAGUUAUAUUUUAAUGUAACUGCUUAGGUUUUUUAUGAAUUGUUAAAUAUUUCAGUAUUAUAUAGAAAAAAAUAGAUUUCUAAGUUCAGAAUGGACAAAGAAAGAAUAUUCUUUUUUUUUCAUAACAAGCUAGAAAAAUGUUUCCCUUUCCCCCAGGUCUCAUUCUGUUUCCUUUCCAUUUUAUUACCAAGGCAGAACAAUAAUUUGUGGAUAAGAGCAAGCACCUGGAAAUAUCUCAGGUCUAAUAUUAAAAUCAAGGCUAAACAUUUGAAUGUGACCCUAAGAGUUUAACGAAAUUGUUAUUCAUUGAAUGUGGCUCUCAGAAAUGACAAGUGAACAAAUAUAGUGCUUAUUUUAAAAA
Molecule: messenger RNA, 3319 nt
Organism: Myotis myotis
Lineage: Eukaryota; Metazoa; Chordata; Mammalia; Chiroptera; Vespertilionidae
Gene: WNT16
Product: Wnt family member 16
Exons: 5
Coding region: 41-1261 (406 amino acids)
Biological process (GO): neuron differentiation; multicellular organism development; cell fate commitment
Cellular component (GO): extracellular region
Molecular function (GO): frizzled binding; cytokine activity
Source: RefSeq, a predicted model, not a curated record